CACAAAAGGAAGGACAUAUAUUACAAGCAGUCUUCAUUCGUUGUCAGUAGGAAGGCAGUGUUGAAAUUGAGAGAAGUUUUAACCCUGACUUUCAUAUGGGAUGUGUGUGGCAACAUAGUAAGGGAAGAGGUUAUCUCAUAGUGACUUUGUGUGUGUGUGUAUAUCUAUUCAUUCUUUAUCAUUGCCAGGUUUGGGACGCGUUUUUUUUUAUUUCUUCCUUAUCAAAUGUUCAUGAUAAGAUAAGUCAGAAUCAUACAGAGAAGGUACUUGUCAGUGCCCAGUGUUCACCAUUCCUUUCUGACACUGCGGUGCGUCACCAAGUGCUCGUCGUGAACAGAAAGUGUUGCAUUGUAUGGGAGUGAGUGACAGGACCCAAACUAUAAAUACAGUGCCAUUUUUUAGUGAGUGUUAGAAUGAGCACGUCAAACAGAAUGGCGGGGGUGAAAAAGGAAAAUUUACUGAACUACGCCCGAUAUUCUCGCCUGGCGCUGACGGUGACGGCGCGCUAUAUGGCUGUGGUGUUUGGUUGGCUAUACAAAGGCGGCUCACUGGAUCUUGAGGAGUUCUUGGAACAGCAAGAUAUGACUGACAAUUUCAAAAACCCCGAGGAAAGGAUGAAAAUCAAAGGGGAUCCAGCCAACAUGGACGUCACGUGUCUGUACAAGCUGCUCUGUUACACCUGUGAUAUUCCAUCUGGGGACCCUAAAUGGUACACUGCAGUCGAGGCGGGGCAGAAACCUUCCCUGGGGCAGAUCCUGUACAGAUUGAAGACCAUCCGCAACAGUGUGAGUCACAAGGAACCAGGGACGCUGACACAAGUGUCCGACGAGGACCUGGAUGUUCUGGCCAAGGAGUUGGAGGAGCUCCUAGCUGAGAUGUUGACCCUGGCGGGCAAGAAGUGUGGGCAGCGUGGCGACGGUGUUGCCAAAGUGAUCUGCGACAUGAUGGCGGAUUUGGCGAGGGAACGGCACGCUGAUGGCGGCAUCACCGUGGAAGAGUUCGUAACUCUUGGUCGUGAAGAGUUGCUGAAGCGUAAUAAACGUGACUUAUCCUACGUGGAGCCACGCCUUCUAAUGCAACCUGGCGAGGACACCUUUAAUUCUGCCAUCCCCCUGAGAGAACUGCUGAGAAGCACAUUCCAUGAUGGGUCACAGCCGCAGGUGAUACAAGUAACUGGUGAGGCUGGUACAGGAAAGACUUCACUUUGCCGGGCACUGAUGGCGUGGUGGCUGAUGGACGACCCCAAAGCGAGGGCUCUAGCGGACUACCAGCUGCUUUUGAAUGUCACUUGUGCUCACGUCAGGUCCAGUGACCUGCACCGCUACCUGCGCUUGAUGCUGCCUGAAACUACCAAGCAGUGUGAUACAGCCAGCCUGACGCGGCUCCUGCAUGAAGCAAAGAUCCUUUGGCUGGUUGAUGGCUGGGACGAGGCCACUAAAGAUGCCCCAGGGCUGCUGCAGGAUCUCCUUCAGUCCAGGGGAAAGUCUCACACUGUCCUCGCUACGUGCAGACCGGGAUUCAGCAUUACCCUCUCCAAUCAGUUCCAUGGGCAAAAGAUUUUCAAUGUUUCUUUCGCUAGAUUCCAAAGAGAAGAGAUGAAGGAGCUUGUCAGGGGGAAACUUCCUGAUGUCGAUAAUACUUCUUUAGAAAAUUUUUUCAAUAACUUGCACAGUUUUCCUAAUAAGGAACAAGACGAUUUCAACAAUCCCCUGAAGCUGCAACUGAUGGCUCGCGUGUAUCUAGUGCAUGGUCUCCUUGACCUGUUCCGCCAACCUUCUUUAGUUUACAUUUAUCAUAACAUGAUAGAGUGUCAGCGUAAGGACCUCAUCCUGCGUUGUAAAAAGGACGCUGCCCCGGGCGAAGAUGUUGAACAGAAAAUUGACGUUUGGCUAGAGCGUCUUUAUAAAGUGUCUUUUGACUCAGCGAAAAGUGAUCCAUCGUUGCUUCUUACCGAAAAAAGUGUGAAAAUUUUAUCAAAAGAAUGUGGUGUCCCAGUGAAGCUCUGUCUCUCUACCUUCCUGGUGUGUGCAUCGCUUUUCGGUAUCUUGGCCCACAGCUCCAGCUACUCCUUUACCCAUGACACUCAGAGGUGUGUGCUCGCUGCACGACAUUUAGAGUGUUGCUGCAAGGGUGAUGACAAUCUACAUGCCAAACUCAGAAAGGUCUUAGAAGUUGACUCAAGCGAAUUAGAAGAUCACAUGGAUCCCUACCUUGGGAUUUAUGACCUAGUGACUCAAUUCCUCUUGGUGAUCAGAAUCUUGCUUUCUAGAAUCAGUUGUGGAUGGAUUUGUACUGAAGUAUAUCAAAAAAGUUUUUACCAGUCUUUGUUACGUUUGGCAAAAAAGUUUGUCCAUAUCGUUAAGUGUGACCACCUUCCUACUGACCGAUGGAUCCAGGCACGUGCUUUGAGGAGUCGACUUGUUCCCGUUUUCCUUCAAGUAAUGGAAAUGUGGACCAGAGGCUUGUUCCAUGUGAGUGUUUCUGCCACCUUCUUGGUAGACCUGUUCGCCAGCCUCCUGGAGGGGGAUGAAGAACCCUGUCAGGUGGUUGGAAGUGAUCAGGAGAUGCGAAGUGAAUGAAGAACUGGCGAGGGCAGUGUCUCGGAAAAUUGAUAGAAAACUGUGGGUGAUUAGCGACGGAGACAUAAGAGCUGCGACGAUGCUCCUGAAAUACAUCACCCCAGAGAAGGUCACAGUGAGUGUUUCGGAAUCUAAGUGGCUACCACAACUUCAUGAGCUUCUCUUAAGACUGUCCAAGACUCGUGUGAGGCUGGAACUUAACAUUCAGAGCCACCUCCAUGACCUCAACUCCAAAGAUGACUCUGAUAGUUACCUUGAACUAAUUUGUCGACCACAGGCGAAGUGUUCGCUCACGAUCUUUUCCGGACAUUUGAGUGUCUCUGGCCUCCACCUCCUCUCUGCUGCCAAGACAUUAACAUCCCUCAACCUUAGGGUCACGCAGCCCAAGGCAGUGUGCAAACUGACUGAAGUCACACCAAAGCUCUCUCAGCUUACCAGUUUACUUUUGAUCUAUGAUAAUAAAAAGUUCAUGGCACCAGAUUCCGUGGACGGUUCGCGUGGUGUGUUUUCUCACAGGUUGUUGGUUCACUUAAUUUUACCUCACUUACGCGAGACUUCUGUGAAUAUGUCUGUCGAUUUCAUCUCAAGGUUCAGUAAGCGAUACUUGAAUCUCAGCGUCGGAAAACUGGAGCAGAGGGGAGUGAGGAACCUAGUGGCAGGGCUGACAAACAAAGCAGUGGUCGUUGAUAUCUUUGCAAUUAAUGUUUACGUGAGGGAGUUUAAGAGGAACCUCCUCUUGAACAUCGGCUCUCUGCCUAUCCAAACUUCUAUGGGAGAUUUCCUCACAAAGUUGCACGAUCUUUUUAAGGAUCCACUGAGGCACAUGUUAUUCGUGAAGCAAAUGUAGAGAGAGAGAGAGAGAGAGAGAGAGAGAGAGAGAGAGAGAGAGAGAGAGAGAGAGCCGAAAGUAAGAUAAUAGUUUUCAGUUUUAUUAUUAAACUUGUAAAUGAGCAGGAAUUGAUUUCGGAUGCUCUUUGAGUCAACAUAAUCAUACCAUUACUGUUAUCGCGGAGAGUGACCGAGGCAACAAGCUUAGUGCGAAAGAGUGGAGACUAUUUGAUCCUCCUCUCUCCCACUUCUGGUAAUCCCACAGGCGACCAGCCGUCUUUUCUGUUGUUCUUAUUUUGUUUUAUUAUCUAUUGUUCUUUUACAGUUUCUUCUUUUUCUUUUCUUCUCCUCUCUCUCUCUCUCUCUCUCUCUCUCUCUCUCUCUCUCUCUCUCUCUCUCUUUCUCUCUGUUUCAUCUCAUCUCAUCUCAUCUCAUCUCACCUCACCUCUCCUCACCUUGCUGUGCUGGACAAAUAAUCUUUUCCAUUCCGUAAAAAUAACACACACACACACACACACACACACACACACACACACACACACACACACACACACACACAACGAGUGAUAA
This is a messenger RNA of Portunus trituberculatus (swimming crab), 3977 nucleotides long. RefSeq lists its product as uncharacterized. The record is from RefSeq and is a predicted model, not a curated record. Lineage: Eukaryota; Metazoa; Arthropoda; Malacostraca; Decapoda; Portunidae. The transcript has 2 exons. The coding region runs from base 414 to 2579 and encodes 721 amino acids.